AUGGAUUCCUUAGAUAUUAACUCAAAGAAAUCACUCCACAUUCGCUCGAAUAGCUUACCCUCAAGGCAACAUCCAAUUGUUGCCCAAGUUGAAGAAAAUUUGUGCAGAUUGAAGUCCUCUGAGGCCACUUCUUCAACUUUUUCUUUAUGCUACAGACUCAACAACCUUCAAGAUUUGCACGAUUCGAUCAAUAAGUUACUUCUUCUUCCAAGCACCCAGCAAACUCUUGUUCAUGAGAGUGGUAACAAAUGGGCUGAUGACUUGCUAGAAGGAUCUCUAAGGCUAUUAGAUUUGUGUGAUAUUGCUAAGGAUGCAUUGUUGCAGACACGGGAAUGUAUACACGAACUUGAAUCAGAUUUGCGCAGAAGAAGAAGUGAAAAAAUUAUCACAAGUGAUGUUCAGAAAUGCUUGAAAUCUAGGAAAAUGAUAAAGAAGACAGUCCAGAAGGCCUUGAAGGGAAUCAAAAUCAGUUCUCAAAAGAGUGAAGAAAGCUCAGCAACCGUUAGCUUGUUAAAGGAAGUAGAAGCAAUCACAUAUAGCACUGUUGAAUCGGUAAUGUCCAAUGUAGUAGGACCAAAGUUGCCAUCGAAGUUCAGUCCAUGGUCUUUGGUUUCAAAGCUGGUACAAUCCAAAAGAGUUGCCAGCCAUGAUGAAGAUGCAAAUGCAAAUGAGGUAGAAAUGGUGGGUGCCACACUAAAUUCAAUCGCCAGCCACACAACAGAUAAAUCCUUCAACUUGCAGGACUUGCUGAGGAAAUCUGAGUCAAGUAUUCAAGAUUUCGAAGAAGAUCUCGAGAGUCUAUAUAGACACCUUAUAAAAAAUAGAGUCUCCCUUCUCAACAUCCUAAAUAACUAA
Messenger RNA from Cucumis melo (muskmelon), 855 nucleotides. RefSeq lists its product as uncharacterized. The transcript has a single exon. The record is from RefSeq and is a predicted model, not a curated record. The coding region runs from base 1 to 855 and encodes 284 amino acids. Lineage: Eukaryota; Viridiplantae; Streptophyta; Magnoliopsida; Cucurbitales; Cucurbitaceae. Gene Ontology annotation, biological process: shoot system development; root development.